Molecule: messenger RNA, 2463 nt
Organism: Coniosporium apollinis CBS 100218
Lineage: Eukaryota; Fungi; Ascomycota; Dothideomycetes
Product: mannosyl-oligosaccharide glucosidase
Exons: 6
Coding region: 1-2463 (820 amino acids)
Biological process (GO): protein N-linked glycosylation; oligosaccharide metabolic process
Cellular component (GO): endoplasmic reticulum membrane
Molecular function (GO): Glc3Man9GlcNAc2 oligosaccharide glucosidase activity
Source: RefSeq, a predicted model, not a curated record
AUGGACUGGUCAACGCGGAUACCGCCUUUGUUAGUCGUGCUUUUCGCACUAUGCAGCUUGCUGCUGUUCGGCCAGGCGAAUGGAGCCGAAGAGGGCACCGCAUCUACCACUGAGAUCGAGAAAGCCUUGAACCAGUCACUGCUAUGGGGCCCAUACCGGCCGAACCUCUACUUCGGUGUCCGUCCAAGGAUACCAAAGAGCUUGAUGACAGGCCUGCUGUGGGCUAGGGUAGAAGACUUCACCACUGUACAGCACAACUUCCGACACACAUGCGAGCAGCAUGAGGGCAUGGCCGGCUACGGCUGGGACGAAUACGACGUCCGCACCGGCGGCCGACAGACCAUCCACGAUGCGGGCAACCAGAUCGACCUCGCGACCGAGUUUGUCAAGAUACCAGGCGGGGACCAUGGCGGCAAUUGGGGCGUUAGGAUCAGGGGUAUACCCAGGGAAGAUGCAGCGCCGGACUUGAAGACCACGGUGAUAUUCCAUGCGUCAAUGGAGGGGCUGGGGACGCUUGGGGUUGCGAACGAGGAGCAAGGGACCGGUUUCGAGGGAACUGUGACGCUGCAGGGACAGACGGUUGAGCUUGGGGAGUUCAGGCUGGACAUCACGGAUGGCCCUGAGACCAAUCGGCAUCCGCCAUCCGAACACCCGAGCUCUCUGGAGAAGCCGCUUGACCGGACACUGGUGCACAGCCUGCAACUGCCGGAGGAUGUACUCUGGCAGACAAAACCUAUUCUCUUUGCCGAUCUGAAGCAGGUCAUCGAGGACUAUGUCAAGCAGUAUGGACAGGAAAACAUGCCGCCGCCGUGGCAAACAUACACUAUCAAGCAUGCGGCUGGUGGAGGAAACCUGCACCUGAUUCAGAAGGUCUUCCAGGGCGCUUUCGAGUUUGAUGUGCUUUACUCCUCCGAUUCGUCACCGAAACCUAUGAGCUCAGAGAACCUCUCCGAGGGAGUCAGCGCCGCUACGGCCUCCUUCUCCAAGCGCUUCAGCGACGUCCUCAAGCCCAAAGCACCGUUCACCAAAGGAAGGUACGAGGAGUUCGGCAAGUCUUUGCUUUCGAACCUCAUCGGGGGCAUCGGCUAUUUCCAUGGCGACGCUCUCGUUGACCGCUCGUAUGCCCCGGAAUACGAGGAGGAAAACGAAGGCUUCUGGGAGGAGACCGCCGAGGCUCGAUCGCGGAACCAACAGAAGCUCGAAGGCCCUUCAGAGCUCUUCACUUGCAUUCCAUCCCGACCUUUCUUUCCCAGAGGCUUUUUGUGGGACGAAGGUUUCCACCUCCUGCCAGUUGCCGACUGGGACAUAGACCUGACUCUGGAGAUCAUCAAGAGCUGGUUCAACCUAAUGGAUGAAGACGGCUGGAUAGCGCGCGAGCAGAUCCUCGGCGCCGAAGCCCGCAGCAAGGUGCCACAAGAAUUCCAGGUCCAGUACCCGCACUACGCCAACCCGCCGACCCUCUUCCUUGUUCUCUCCGAGUUCAUCCGCAAACUAGAAACCCAGCCCGCAGCAUCUUCAUCCAAGCGCCAAACCACCCCGACCGAGACCGGCACGACCCUCCUCGCCAAUCGCCCCGCAGCCCUCCAGUACCUCCGCGACCUCUACCCCCUGCUUAAGCGGCACUACUUCUGGUUCCGCAGAACCCAGCGCGGCGACAUCAAGUCCUACGACCGCGAAGCCUUCUCGACAAAGGAAGCAUACCGCUGGCGCGGCCGCACUCCCAGCCAUAUCCUGACCUCCGGGCUAGACGACUACCCGCGCGCGCAGCCGCCGCAUCCGGGCGAGCUGCAUGUUGAUCUUGUCAGCUGGGUGGGCAUGAUGACAAGGUCGCUUGCUGAGAUCGCGGGAGUGCUGGGUGAGGAGGAGGACGAGGCGGAAUUUAGAGGGUAUGAGACGGCUAUUCUGCGGAACAUUGAUGAUCUGCAUUGGAGCGAGGAGGCGAAGACGUACUGCGAUGCGACUAUCGAUGCAUACGAGGAGAGCACGCAUGUCUGCCAUAAGGGGUAUCUGUCUGUCUUCCCCUUCCUGACGGGACUGCUGCCGCCGGAUAGCCCAAGGCUUGGAGCCGUGCUCGAUUUGCUGGCGGAUCCGCAGGAGCUGUGGAGUCCGCAUGGUCUUAGGAGCUUGAGUCAAAGGGACGAGUUCUUUGGGACGGGUGAAAAUUAUUGGAGGGGGCCGGUGUGGGUUAACAUGAAUUAUUUGGCGGUGGAGAGGCUGUUGAACCUUGCGCAAGCAAAAGGCCCGCAUCAGAAGCGAGCGACGAAGCUGUACAUGUCUCUGCGGAAGAAUCUCGUGGAGACGGUGUACAAGUCUUGGGAAGGGACGGGCUUUGCGUGGGAGCAGUAUAACCCUGACACCGGCAAGGGACAGCGCACUCAGCAUUUCACAGGGUGGACUAGCUUGGUGGUGAAGAUCAUGGCGAUGCCCGGUUUGGGGACGGAAGGGGUGAGGGAUGAGUUGUGA